CUACUAAACAAAGGUGUCGUCAACCCUUUUAUUAUAUAAAGGUGAAGCGAAAACUGUGUGAGUUUGUUUAAUUUAGUGUUAAAGACCUAAAUCGGGAUUAGACGACGUAGAAAGUGAUGAGUGUUUUUGAAAUGAGUAGUGAUUUUUUGUGUCGUUAGGUUGUAGCAUUGUUGUUUUUAUGGGCGAUGGGUGUAUGAUGAAAACGAUACAGGGAGAUUAUUUACAAUAAAUAGUGGUUUAAUUUGUAGGUUAACCACUGCUUCAUGCUGGGUUUUUCUGAAAAUGAAGCAGCAAAUUUUCCCAAGGAAAUAGUUUUUGCGCCGGAAAUUCGUUUAUCUAUUAGUUUCUGAUAAAUUCGUGAAUAAUAAUGAAGUAGUUAUGCGCGAAAACAAUCCAAAAAUGGUCCCAAUACCCCGGGAAUAUUCCCCAGACUUCUGGUCUUUUGACCCAGAAGAUUCCAUAGAGUUAACAUGUCUGAUGCCUAAUGGAAUUGUAAUUUUACUCAAAGUAUCCUACAAUGCCACUCUAUCAGACAUCAAAGAGGAUCUCUGGGAAGAAGCGGCCAAAUACCCUCUCCAUGGAAAGCUGCAUGACAUGUCGGUGUACGUCUUCACGUGCAUCAAUAGCAUGGCAGAACGUGAAGAACUUCAUGAUGAAUCAAGGAGAAUUUGUGAUGUUAAGCCGACAUGCGCUGUACUGAAAAUCGAGCGCCUGGGGACAGAACCAGAUAAUAAAAUUAAUGUCCAAAUUGGACAUUUGAUUGGGAGAAGUGUGAAAGAAUUUGAUGAACUGAAUAACCCGGAAAUUAAUGAUUUUCGGUUUAAAAUGAGAAAACUGGGUGACGAAAUAGCCGUCAAGCGGGGGAAGUACACCUGGCUGGAAAAACUGUAUUAUCAGUUUCCGCCAAGGCUUUGUCCUAGAAACAAAAAUUUUCCUGAAACCCUAAGUCAGAAGAAAAAUAUCAAAAUUAGCACAAAGUUUGAUGACAAUGAGGUUUCUUUCACGUUUAACGUUUCCCCAUUUAUCAAACCAAACAAACUAUUGGAACUGAUCCUUGCAAAGAAGGCGAACAUUUUAAACAAAAGAAAUGAAAGUUAUCACGAUUACGUUUUGAAAGUGUGUGGGCAGGAUGAGUUUCUGGUAGGAGACCAUCAAAUAAUUCAGUUUCAAUAUAUCCAAGACUCCUUAUCAAAAGAUAUCACUCCAACCGUAGUAACCGUCAGAAUUGAAAAUGUUCCUGUGAUUGUUGAUAAUGAUUAUGAAUGCGUGGAUAAUUUUGAUAAGAAAAUGCGACCGCCGUACUCAACGCUAACCCUGCGUAAAAGAGCCAAGCAUAAGUCUGCUUGGAACAUCGAGAAAAGGUUCAGUGUAAGCCUGAACAUUGUUAGUGGGAUAAAUUGUGAUCUUAGAAAAACCAAUGAGAUUGGGAUUCAGGCGGGACUUUUCCACGGAGGUAAACCUCUUUGUGAAAGACUUAAAGCUUCCAUCCAACCAAUAAAUGACAAGAAUGAAAGUUUAUUUAAUGAGACUUUAGUUUUUGAUAUAUUAGUGUGCAAUAUACCAAGAAAUGCGAAAUUGUGUUUUUGCAUUUAUGAAGUUCCUAAAUCUAGUAAAUUAGUUAGAUCUAAAAAAGGCAAAGAAUACGGAAAUAAUAAGGAGCUGAUCACUCCUAUAGCGUGGGCUAACACAGCUGUUUACGAUUUUAAAAAUCAACUUAAAAAUGGUGCAAUGACUCUGUAUAUGUGGACUUUUGCAAAUGAUAUGUUGUGUGAGGAUAUUUUUAAUCCGUUAGGAAAUGUAGUUAAUAAUCCGAGUAAAAUCGCAACGGCCCUAACUCUUCAUUUAAAUAGUUUCGCUGAAGAUCAAUCUAUCCUUUACCCCACGCCAGAGGUGAUGAUGAGUUAUGCUCAGGGACCUAAAAACCAUGUAAAUAACGGUAUAGAUCAGGGAAACGUGGAACACUGUUAUAAAAUCCUACUGGACGAUACCUUAUACGAGAUCCACGAACAAGAUCGUAAGGAUAUUUGGAUUUUAAAAGAGUAUUGGAAAAGACAUCACCCGGAAGUCUUACCCAAACUUUUAUCAUCAAUCGAUUGGGACACCAAAGAAGUCGUUAGUGAAGUAACACUGCUUUUAAGAGACUGGCCUAAACUUCCCCCAGAAAAGGCACUAGAAUUGUUAGAUUAUGCAUAUCCGGAUCAAAGAGUUCGAAGUUUUGCCGUAGAAUGUCUCGGAAACGUUAGUGACGAGGAUCUAUUGUUGUAUCUUUUACAAUUAGUACAAGCAAUCAAACACGAAAUGUAUUUAGAAUGUGAUUUAGUGAAAUUUUUAAUAAAAAGGGCACUAAAUAAUCAAAAAAUCGGCCACUACCUAUUCUGGCACCUCAAAUCGGAGCUGCAAGUGGCCUCAGUAUCGAUACGCUUUGGAUUAAUUUUAGAAGCUUAUUGCAGAGGCAGUCAAGAGCACAUGCCAGUGUUAUUGAAACAGUUAGAAUUCCUCGAUAAACUGAGGAACAGUAGAGAGCACGUGAAAAAUAAGAGCAAAGAGAAAGCUAAGUUGAAUUUAAAAGACUACUUAACGGAAUGUCAUAUAGAUGAGACUGUACAAUUUAUAAGGAGUCCGUUGGACCCUAGUUAUAGGUGUUCUAGAUUAAAAUUAGAUAAAUGUAGGAUAAUGGAUAGUAAAAUGCGGCCAUUGUGGAUCGUCCUCGAAAAUUCCGAUUCAUAUGGCGAAGACGUGUAUAUAAUUUUUAAAGAUGGCGACGAUUUGCGGCAAGAUAUGCUCACGCUGCAGAUGCUGAAAAUUAUGGAUAGGUUAUGGAAGCGGGAAGGCUUAGAUUUAAGAAUGAAUCCUUACAAUUGCAUAUCCUUAGCUGAUAGAGCUGGUAUGAUCGAAGUAGUAUUAAAUGCGGAAACUAUAGCGAAUAUUCAGAAGGAUAAGGGUGUGUUUUCGGCGACUUCGGCGUUUAGAAAAGGCUCAAUUUUAGCAUGGUUGAAAGACUAUAAUACGACCGAAGCGGCCCUAAACAAAGCCAUAAACGAAUUCACCUUAUCAUGUGCAGGGUAUUGCGUAGCGACGUACGUAUUAGGAGUAGCAGACAGACAUUCGGAUAACAUAAUGGUGAAAAAGUCGGGUCAGUUGUUUCACAUAGAUUUCGGCCACAUUUUGGGUCACUUCAAAGAGAAGUUCGGUAUUAAAAGAGAGAGAGUCCCUUUCGUGCUCACUCACGAUUUCGAAUACGUCAUUAAUAGAGGACAGAAGAACACGUUAGAGUUUAAAAUUUUUCAAGAGUAUUGCGAGAAAGCAUUUUUGAUUUUGAGGAAGCACGGUAACUUAAUUUUGUCGUUGUGUGCGAUGAUGAUUUCUACGGGAUUGCCGGAACUAAGUUCGGAAAAAGAUCUUAAUUAUAUAAGAGACACUUUGGUUUUGUCGAAGUCGGAAGAGGACGCUCUAAAUCACUUUCGUAGUAAAUUCGACGAAGCCCUUUCGAAUUCGUGGAAGACUUCUCUCAAUUGGGCCUCACAUAAUUUAGCAAAGAAUAAUAAAGCAUAAUUUAACGGUUUUAAGUUGCCAAUGAAAGUGCCAAUACCUACUAAUUUAUAAAUUAACAUUAUCAUUAGAGAAUGAAUCAAAUUUUGUACAUAUUGUUGUCGGAUUUAGUUAUAAUGCGAAUUUUAUAUUGGGGUAAUUUUUUAAAGUAGGUCAAGGAAUAUCAGGGAAAUUGGAUUUUCCAAAUUAGUACCUUAGAAUUGAAGCGAAAUGCAUAUAUUUUCGUCGUUUUUUAUUUUUCAUAGAUUAGUUUUUGCGUUAUCUUCGACAACCAUGACAAUAGCAACGCAUUUUGCUUUCAAAUAUGCUUAAGUCACCUGUUUUUAAAAUGGGAAGUUAAAUGCCACUCAAUGCAAAUUUAAGUCGUACGUAAAAUGUCAUUUUAAAAUUUUUAAUUAGGUAUAGUUUUACGGUACAACGCGAUUAUUUUGUUUUCAUUUUCCAGAAAAUUCAUUCAUACCGCUACAUUUUAUUUACGACAUGUACUAUUUUCGUUUAUCUUGGGAAGUUCAUUUACUUUUUGUCAUUGAAUACACAAAAAGCGUUCCAAGAAAAAAGGGAAUAGCGGAUUUAAGUAAAAACGAGUGUUUUUAUUUUAUUUGUAUUACGCUGAUUUAUGUACAAAUAUUUAAGUUUUAUUAUGUGUAAACUGUAUCCAAUAAAAAUGUGUCUUCAUUUA
This is a messenger RNA of Zophobas morio, 4228 nucleotides long. RefSeq names its product phosphatidylinositol 4,5-bisphosphate 3-kinase catalytic subunit delta isoform (gene Pi3K92E). Gene Ontology annotation, biological process: phosphatidylinositol-mediated signaling; phosphatidylinositol 3-kinase/protein kinase B signal transduction; phosphatidylinositol-3-phosphate biosynthetic process. The transcript has 14 exons. Lineage: Eukaryota; Metazoa; Arthropoda; Insecta; Coleoptera; Tenebrionidae. Bases 379 to 3552 code for a protein of 1057 amino acids. Gene Ontology annotation, cellular component: cytoplasm; phosphatidylinositol 3-kinase complex; plasma membrane. Gene Ontology annotation, molecular function: 1-phosphatidylinositol-3-kinase activity; 1-phosphatidylinositol-4-phosphate 3-kinase activity. The record is from RefSeq and is a predicted model, not a curated record.